GGAAGACGCAACAAUAGUAGACGCUAUAAAAACCGCAGCCAUUCUCACUAAUAAUCAGAUAUGUUUUUGCAUCAGACUGCGAAGCAAUGUCCCGGCGAAGUCAUAGAUUACUGACGAGCGGUUAUUACCGCAAUGAUGGUGAAAUAAGCGAAGAGGACAAGUACAGAGAGAGUCGUGUCAGAAAUGGACAUACACACAGGAGGAGGAGGGCUCAGUCCCACGGUUCCUGGUCUUCCACGUCUUUCAGCCCUGAGGACUCAGUGGACUUCAGUGGUGUGGCCGAUGCCCUGAGGGCGACUCUUCGGACAUCCUCAGAUGCCUCCAGACCCCCCUCUGCUGUGUCCCCCUGUGGGCCCUCCGUGUCCUCUGGGAUUGUGACCCCCGUGUCCCCUCGGUCCCCCUCCCGGCUGGAGCAGUCCACCUCUGGGUACUCGUCCGCUGAGGAGCUGGAUCACACCUGGAGGAGGAGGAGCAGGCAGCCCAAUAAGAACCAACACCAGGACAGUGAGCUGGCUGCUGGUCUCCACCUGGCUCGCUGCACCUUCCUUGACCUCCUGAAGGGAGUGCUGUUGCUCAUCAGCAAGAGCUUUAGAAACACUGCACUGACUCUUCUGGCUUUGACCUUUCUGACUACUUGUACUGGAUUUUGGUGUCGCUUUCCCGCUCCCUCUUCUCAUAAACUGAAUGCUGAAUCUACUCACAUCGCACAGAAGUUUGACAUGGACCCAAAGGUGGCGGCUGACCUCAGAGCCCUGCGUGAGGAACUCGUGGAACGCAUCAACCAAGAAAACGCCAGAUGGAUGGAGACCUGGACCAGAGAGUUGGACGAUGCCAAGCGAGACAUUAAUCUCCUGAAGAAGAAUGGGAGGAAACAUCAGCACGCGUCUGAGCGUCUGCAAACAGACAUGGCAAUCCUAAAUGACGUGGCAAAAAAUAACUACCUGCAGACUGAAGUGACUGGACAGAUCACAGUGAUGUCUGAGAACAUUGCUGAACUGAAGAACAGGCUAUCCCACCUCAGAGAAGACCACCACUACAUUCGGCAGCACAUCGCAAAACAAGAAGACAGCAACGCUAUCUAUGCAGAGAUGAAGAAGGAGCUCACUGACUGGCUGAAGCAUCAACUCAGGGCGCAGUUUGGACAGCGUGACGCCACUGUUCUCCACCGUGAUCUGCAAGGAGCGUUGGAGGUCCUUGAGGAGAGGCUGCUUCAGGGUCUUCCUGAAGAGGAACAUGGCAGACAGGACCACGUCUGGGGCAUCGUGGCGGAGGUCCUGCAGAGGGAAGGACUUGGUUACAUCACGGUCAAGGAUGUUCAUGAAAUUGUUCAGAGAGUAUCGAGUCUUUAUAAAGAGGAUGGAACUGGAAUGGCUGACUACGCUAUGGAGUCACUGGGGGCACGUGUGAUUGAGUCCAGGUGUUCAGAGACACACCAGACCAGACCCUCCUGUACCAGCCUGUUUGGAAUACCACUGUGGCGCUGUGAUGGCUCAGAGAGUCCACGCACUGUUAUACAGCCUGAGGUCCAUCCUGGGAAGUGUUGGGCGUUUAAAGGCAGUGAGGGUUUUGUCACCAUUGCCCUGUCCCUCUCCGUGCGUGUCACCCAUGUCAGCUUAGAGCACAUCCCCAGGAGCCUGUCCCCCACCGGACGCAUCGACAGCGCACCCCGGGACUUUGUCGUUUAUGGCUUGAGAGGCAUUGAUGAGCAGGAGGAAGGUGACAUACUGGGUAGAUUCACAUACGACUCCGAGGGCCAACCCAUCCAGACCUUCCAGCUACCGGACUCUGCGAAGGAUGUGUAUCACGCAGUGCAGUUGAGGGUCCUCAGUAACUGGGGCAAUCCUACGUACACCUGUGUCUACAGAAUCAGGGUUCAUGGGCACACACCAGCCGACUGAGAUGAGAUAGACACACACCUGCACACAGCAUCCUCAGAGACUUUAUUUUCAUCACAGAGUUGCAUUAUUUCCUUAAAAAAAUAAAGUGAAAGUUUUCUUUUUCA
This is a messenger RNA of Engraulis encrasicolus (European anchovy), 2002 nucleotides long. RefSeq names its product SUN domain-containing protein 2-like. NCBI's taxonomy places the organism in Eukaryota, Metazoa, Chordata, Actinopteri, Clupeiformes, Engraulidae. The transcript has 16 exons. Gene Ontology annotation, molecular function: protein-membrane adaptor activity. The record is from RefSeq and is a predicted model, not a curated record. Bases 87 to 1898 code for a protein of 603 amino acids. Gene Ontology annotation, cellular component: nuclear envelope; meiotic nuclear membrane microtubule tethering complex.